AUGUCGUGGUAUCUUUUUGCGACCAGAGUCAGCAGUGGUGUUUAUGGAUCAAGUGUACAACCAAUUCCACCAUUCCAAAUAAGUCCACUACGCCCUGUUGAAUCUGUUAACGUAUGUAGUCGAAAACGUGGCGCUGGAAAAAAAGUUGCAAAGAAGCUCAUCAUUGAUAAGGAUACUCGAAUAACAAGUUCUCAAAUGCGUUGGAAUAUGUUACACAGUGAACAAACUAUUGGAAGACGAAAUGAUAUCCUUGCUGAGUCGCGAUCACGCAGUCAAGUACAGUAUCUCCUUUCGAAACUUUCCGAAUUUUGGGUCCGUCAACGUCGUGUAUGUGAGGUAGCUUUAAAACAAAAAAUAUCAAACGGGGAAAUAAAAGAUGAUCUGGAGGAAGAUGAAUUAUUUCGAAUCCCAUCUAUGAAUGAAUCAUCGUCAUCAAUGGGAACGAGUACAGUCAGGGAAGAUAAUGACGCUUCCAUUGAAAUUCAUCGUUUCGCCAGGGAUACUUCUCUAGUCGCACCAGAUUCUUUACUCCGUGGUUUAAUUGAUAUAUCGAUUAAUCAAACGAGCAGUAUUGGUGAAUCAUUUGCACAAAUGAGAGAUAGCUUACAAAAGACCAGGGAACAGUUUGCGGCUAAUAUCGCUGCAAACCUUCAGAAUAAUGCUGCUUGUGAAUCAACUCCGCUGAAUUUACCUGUUCAUCAUACAGGUACUUCACAAUCACAAUCUACAACACUAGUCCCUGUAUUGGAAGAAUUUGAAGAGCAGGUGCAACAACCGAAAGAGAUUGGUCAGCUUCCUGCUGCUCCUGAGUUGACUGAAGCACCACCUAAAGCAGGUCCUUCUCAUGUUCCUCCGUCACCUCCGAAAUUGAUAAAACCUUUAUCUGGUAAAUCACGACUUUGGAGAUAUAUACAAGGUCAAUUGGUUGAUUUAAGCCGUGAUUCAAUUUACUUCGAAGAACUGUGUCCUGCAGGAUCGACGAAAAAAGAGGCGGCAUUCGCAUUUAUGUCAUUAUUGGAAUUCGCUAAGAAACGAUGGGUUGUUUUAUCACAAACGGAGGAGUUUGGCCAGAUAACUAUACGAUUGCCGAGCCAGUGA
Molecule: messenger RNA, 1098 nt
Organism: Heterobilharzia americana
Lineage: Eukaryota; Metazoa; Platyhelminthes; Trematoda; Strigeidida; Schistosomatidae
Source: the annotation of a GenBank genome assembly